AUGAAGAAUAACAAUAAAAGUCAGGGUUCCCAGAAAAGUGAAAUUGAUGGUAAAGUUACUAAUUUGUCAUCAAAAAUAAUUCCAGAACUUUGUGAGAUAAGAGACAGACAACUAAAGCUACUCAAUAACAAGUCUUUCAUUUCUAAAUUAAAGGACAGAGGUGCUAAAAUCCAAGAGUUUCAUGACAAAGUAGUCAGAGAACUAAAAGCGAGGGAAAAUGAGGACGAAGCUUGUCGAAUGUUCGAUAACAUGAGGUUAAGUGGAGUUGAUGAAAACUCUGUCCAACAAGUAGAAUGGACUGGUAAAAUUAAAAAGCAAAGGGACGAAUUCCUUGAUUCAGAUGACGACAGUGAACCGGAAGACGUUUUACAUAUUCUUAGUCAAAGCACGGCGCAAGAGAAAUUAGUUAAAGUAUUGGAACCUGAAAAGCCUCUGGUGACUACGGAAGAUUUGAUUAAAAUAAGUGAACUACCGCAUGUUAAGUAUAUUGUUGAGAAAACUGAGCUUAAUCCUAAAUCUAAACUAACAGGUCAGUUUAAACCAUAUAGAACUACAAAAUCUGAUGUACAUAAUCUUGAAAAAGAAAUCCGAAGAAAAAAACAUAAGCAUUGGGAAGUGACUGCUGCAACGCCUCCACCAGCUAUCCAUGGGCCAGCUAAGGUAUUGUCGAUAGGAGAAUCACUGAAACUCCAAAAGGAGUAUAAUACACAUUUGAAAGAGAUUGAAGCCCAACAUGCGGCUGAGAAGUUGGUAGCUCGAACAGGAGUCAAAAUUGGAGAAUUUCCUAAAGACAAGAGUAAUUUUAAGAAGUAUAGAGACUUAGUGAGUGAUGAUGAUGAUGAUUCAGACCUUGAAGGUAGUGACAAAGAAGUACAUGAUGAUGAACCAGAAAGAGGUGGAGUAGUCUUUACUGUGAUGAAUUAA
This is a messenger RNA of Arctia plantaginis, 924 nucleotides long. Lineage: Eukaryota; Metazoa; Arthropoda; Insecta; Lepidoptera; Erebidae. The record is from the annotation of a GenBank genome assembly.